This is a messenger RNA of Drosophila busckii, 1109 nucleotides long. Its product is annotated as protein obstructor-E. NCBI's taxonomy places the organism in Eukaryota, Metazoa, Arthropoda, Insecta, Diptera, Drosophilidae. Gene Ontology annotation, cellular component: extracellular region. Gene Ontology annotation, molecular function: chitin binding. The record is from RefSeq and is a predicted model, not a curated record. Bases 52 to 990 code for a protein of 312 amino acids. The transcript is spliced from 6 exons.
GUAGACGCUGAGACGCUGACGCGUGCGCAACAGAGAAUACGAUUCAACAAAAUGGCGUUUAUGAAGAUUUGCAUAUUUGCAUUGCUCAUGGGCACUGCCUUGGCUCAGCAGCGCGAUCGUGGCAAUUUCCGUGUGGGUGCUGGACAUCCGCCAUCGCAGCGUCACUUGCCAAAAAGGCCACGUGAUCCUGUCCAGGUGGCUGCAGAGACGCCCAAGCGCAAGCAGCAGGCCGAACCCGAAUAUGAGCCCUCAGAGGAAUGUCCAGAGGCAAAUGGCUUCUAUCCGGAUGGCAAGCAAUGUGAUAAAUAUUAUGCGUGUCUAGAUGGUGUGCCGACGGAACGCCUUUGUGCUGAUGGCAUGGUCUUCAAUGAUUACUCACCCAUCGAGGAAAAAUGCGAUUUGCCCUACAAUAUUGAUUGCAGCAAGCGCUCAAAGCUGCAGGAGCCGCAGCCUUCGCAGCACUGUCCACGCAAAAAUGGUUACUUUGGGCAUGAGAAGCCCGGCAUUUGCGACAAGUUCUACUUCUGCGUGGAUGGUCAGUUCAAUAUGAUCAACUGUCCAGCUGGCUUGGUCUUUAAUCCAAAAACUGGCAUUUGCACCUGGCCCGAUGAGGUGGGCGUCGCUGGCUGCAAGUCGGAGGAUGUCUUCAACUUUGAGUGCCCCAAGGUGAAUGAGAGCAUCGCCGUAACGCAUCCACGCUAUGCCGAUCCCGAUGACUGCCAGUUCUUCUAUGUGUGCGUCAAUGGAGAUGUGCCCAGACGCAAUGGCUGCAAGCUGGGACAGGUGUUUGAUGAGUCCAAAUUGAUGUGCGACUGGGCACGCCGAGUACCUGAAUGCGCUGACUGGUACAAGGAUCGUUUGACUGACGCUGAGCUGGAUGAACUGGAGAAUCCCAAGCCAAAGGCCACCACUACCAAGAAGCCAGCCCGUGUGCGUGGCGCCUCACGACGCAAGCCACAGCCUAAGCAGGCCGAGGCAGAGGAGGAGUAGUGGUGGUGGUGGUAUAGUAAGCUGCUUCAGCUUGCCUGUCGACUGUUUAGUUGCUAAGUUUUAUCUUUGCUUAAAACAAAUAUAUGUGUACGAAAUUCAACAGAAUUUCAUUUAUAUAA